UGUGUUCGGCCGGAAGAGAAUGAGGAGCGCUCCUUCUGUUUCCGGCGCUGUGAGAGCAGAGGAGUGAUUCACACAGCACAGAGAUGCAGGACCCGAACGCAGACACCGAGUGGAAUGACAUCCUCCGGAGGAAAGGUAUUCUGCCUCCUAAAGAAACACCGAAGGAGGAGGAGGAGGACGAGCAGCUUCAUCAGCCUCAGUCUGUUGUGAAGACUUAUGAGAGCAUGACUCUAGAGGAGCUGGAGGAAAAUGAAGAUGAGUUUAGUGAUGAGGAUGAACUCGCCAUGGAGAUGUACAGACAGAAGAGGCUUGCCGAGUGGAAAGCGAACCAGAUAAAGAACGCGUUUGGGGAGUUGAAUGAGAUCUCGGGUCAGGAUUACGUGAAGGAAGUGAACGAAGCUGGAGCCGGAAUCUGGGUGGUGCUUCACCUCUACAAACCGGGGAUCCCGUUGUGUACGCUGAUAAACCAGCAUCUGGCACAUCUGGCACACAAGUUUCCUCAAACCAAGUUCAUCAAAUCUAUUUCCACCACCUGCAUUCCCAACUACCCCGACCGCAACCUGCCCACGCUGUUCAUCUACUACGAGGGCGAGAUGAAGGCCCAGUUCAUCGGCCCGCUGGUUUUCGGAGGCAUGAACCUGAAGUGUGACGAGCUGGAGUGGCGUUUAUCUGAGACCGGUGCUGUGAAGACCGACCUGGAGGAAAACCCCAGAAAACAGAUCCAGGAUCAGAUGAUGACGUCCAUCCGCUGCUCGGCGCCGAUCCGCACAAACGGUGAUGAGGACUCAGACGAGGACUGACAUUAUAUCACACA
Rhinichthys klamathensis goyatoka is the source of this 814-nucleotide messenger RNA. RefSeq names its product phosducin-like 3 (gene pdcl3). The transcript is spliced from 6 exons. The record is from RefSeq and is a predicted model, not a curated record. The coding region runs from base 84 to 800 and encodes 238 amino acids. Gene Ontology annotation, cellular component: cytoplasm. NCBI's taxonomy places the organism in Eukaryota, Metazoa, Chordata, Actinopteri, Cypriniformes, Leuciscidae. Gene Ontology annotation, biological process: angiogenesis; positive regulation of gene expression; protein folding.